UACUUCAGUGUAAUUUUCCGCUCAAGCGACCACAGUCUGGGAUGCGUGGCCUUCAUUUGAGCCAGAUUCUUAACUCGAAAUGUGGUUCAAGCUUAGCUUAGCGGUCUGUCUGUUCCUGAUCAGCGAUGGGGUGGGAUCCACUGACUACUGCAGCAAUGAUCUCUGCCCGCCAAUGAGUAAGCACAUUGCCUGUGAGAAUUAUGGGGACUUUGACGAGAGCUGUGGAGCUGGAGCGGCCAUCUUGAAGUUUUCCAUGCAUCUCCGGGCCCAGCUGCUGUCCAGCUUAAACUCAUUCCGCAAUGGCAUAGCUCUGGGGAGAUACCCGCCAUUCCGCCCAGCCGCCAGGAUGACCACCUUGCGAUGGAGCGAGGAGCUGGCAGGCCUGGCCAAGUUCGCCCUUCGAGGCUGCGAUAAUUUGCAAGAGUACUGCAGCAAUACGAACGCGUUCAAAUAUGUUUCCUACAUAUAUGGAAGCACUCGAUGGGUGCACCAUGAGAAGACAGCAGAGUCGGUUCUGCAGUAUGUGCUGAAGUUCUGGAUUGACGACCACAAGAGCUGUACGACGGAUCACAUCAAUGCCAAGAGGCCGCCGAAAGAUGGUAAAUGCCGCGGCUACUUCACCCAGCUGGUUCAAGACCAGGCAGACCACAUUGGCUGUGCGUUGAUUGAGCGGCAUGCCGGCAGCGGUAGCCAGCACUUUUACGCAGUACUCUGCCAGUUCUCGCGGGGAAAGAUUGCCAGCCAGCGAGUGUACGAAGAGAGUUCGCAUCCGGGCGUACGGUGCUCUUCUGGCACACAUGCCACCUACCAGGGUCUCUGCUCGCCCGAUGAGCAUGUCAAUGCGAAUGCUCUGCAAUUAGCCACCCUCCAUUGAAUCGGUCACACCGAUAGCACUGAAUAAAGUAAAUAAAUUAGCUUGA
This is a messenger RNA of Drosophila pseudoobscura, 920 nucleotides long. Its product is annotated as antigen 5 like allergen Cul n 1. The record is from RefSeq and is a predicted model, not a curated record. The transcript has 3 exons. The coding region runs from base 80 to 874 and encodes 264 amino acids. Lineage: Eukaryota; Metazoa; Arthropoda; Insecta; Diptera; Drosophilidae.